Molecule: messenger RNA, 675 nt
Organism: Lactuca saligna
Lineage: Eukaryota; Viridiplantae; Streptophyta; Magnoliopsida; Asterales; Asteraceae
Source: the annotation of a GenBank genome assembly
AUGGAUAAUUGGGAAAAAGAUAAACAAUUUGGUGUGAACGAUAUGGAAAAUGUGGAUGCGGGGGAAGCAUUUUUUGGUGGUUUGGGUCCUGAGUCAGGCCAUACGUAUGUGCAGACGCCACCGCUUAUUGUUGAUGUUGAGGAUAACAUAGCUACACCAAUUAAAGGACGGAUAAAAAUGAAAUCGAAAUUUUGUUCCUCCGACGACGAAACCAUUAAAGAACAGAAAAGGGAAAAAACACAGAAGGAAAAUAAUGUAGCAAAAAGACAAUUACUAUUGAAUAAUUAUGCAGAUUGUGAUGAUGAAUUUUGGAAAUUGUGGGGAAAGAAGAUGGGGGCGGUAUUUGUGGAGCAUAGACUUUUAAGAGGUAUUGACAUGAAUUGGGAAUUUUGGUCUACUUUACUUGGUAUUGGCGCUCGAUGGUUGCUCCCUAAGCUGAAUGGUGUGGUUUCUUUAAAAAAAAAAUUAGAUGACGGUAGUUUCAAAUCGUUGGGAGAUAGUAUAUUAAGUGAACUAGACCACAUAUCAUAUUGGGCCCGUUUUCCCAAUAGACAGGAACCUACUAAGGUGAAAUUCGUUAAAGGUGUACCAGUGGAGACACGUCAAUCACCUAGAGAUACGGGAUUUACUUACCGUAAUCGGAUGACAGAAACUAUUUGGAAAACUAAACUUUGA